AUGUCAAAUCUCGAUAGAAGGCCUCGAGGAAGAUUCCGUGGACCUAGGGGUGGGCGUGGAAAAAUGAAUUCAGAGCGCUUUGAGUCUACUAGAGCUGAAGAUACUGUCCAAGGCGAAGAAGAAGGAGAGGCGGGUGGAUAUAGAAGGCCCUUCACAAAAAAUACAGCUGAAAACCAGCACGAGCAUAACCCUGAAGGGAGCAGAUAUAACAAUAGAAGAGGACGCUUCAGAGGUAACAGAAGAAGAGGCGAUUUCAGGCAUUAUGAUCAAGGUGGUCAAAGGCAUUAUGAAGAGGGAAAAAAUGAUGAGAAUAAUCAGAGAGAAGCCAGAAAUCAGUAUGAAGAAAAGAAACCAGACCACAGAAAUGAAGGAAGACAACCUAGGGAAUCUGAUGACACCUAUCAACAAAGAAGCUAUAGAGGAGGCAAUAGGAAUGAGCCAUAUCAAGAAAGAAGCCAGAGAGGAGGUCAAAGGAAUGAACAUCGUGAGCCAUAUCAAGAAAGAAGUUAUAGAGGAGGCCAAAGGAAUGAACGCCGUGAGCCAUAUCAAGAAAGAAGUUAUAGAGGAGGCCAAAGGAAUGAUCCAUAUCAAGAAAGAAUCCAAAGAGGAGGCGAAAGGAAUGAACACCAUGAGUCAUAUACAGAAAGAAGCUAUCGAGGAGGUGAAAGGAGUGAGCCAUACACGGAAAGAAGCCAUCAAGGAGGCGAAAGAAAUGAGCAUUAUGAGCCAUAUCAACAAAGAAGAUAUAGAGGAGGUCGAAGCAGAAGAUUUAACAGAGGUCGCCCAUAUACAUCUCCAGAUCGCUUAAAGGCCAAAGAUACUGUAGAAGAAACUCCAGCUGCCCCUAAAGAACAAGAAAGGUCGUCUAGUGCAAGACCUCGAGGAGAUUAUCAAAAUAAUCAACGCAGAGGCAGAUAUAACAACAGAAGAAGAGGAUAUCGAGGAGGCCGCUUUAAUCGAGAUAGCAGACAGCCUGAAGUCCAUGAAGAAAAACCCCAGCAAAAAGUCGAAACUUCCCACCCACAGCCUCAUUACAAGCCAAAGCACGAGCCAGAAGCCAAAAAAGCAGCCCCUAGCUUUACUUCAAUAAACUCACUAGAGCCUGAACUCAGAGGUUUCAACGUCAAAUGCAAAGCCAUCGGCGAUCCUUAUAAAAUCCAAUUUUCUUUCAGAGGCAAAUCAAUUUCAGCAUGGGAAGUUAUAGUCGGUGACGAAUCUGGAUGCAUAAAGUUGCAGCUUCCUAACGAAGAAAUCGCCAAAGCAAUCAGGCUUAACACUUCAAUCUACGCAAGAAACGGCAUCAUAAUUAUGAGAGAUCAGAAAUUCAUGGUUUUAUUAGUUAAUCAUUGGGGGAAGGUUGAAGUUUCAACUGCUGAUUUUGAAUUCCAACCAAACAAGUCCAACAAUAUCUCUGAUGUCGAGUAUGAAAUUGCGACUUAA
Messenger RNA from Blepharisma stoltei, 1440 nucleotides. Lineage: Eukaryota; Ciliophora; Heterotrichea; Heterotrichida; Blepharismidae. The record is from the annotation of a GenBank genome assembly.